AAGACGUCAGCUGUGUGGUGCCAGGUUUUAGAUUGAGACUCAAAAUGGAGCUGGAUGUAGUACAGGCAGAUGAAUUAGUGGAGAAGCUUCCAAGUGUAAUUGUGGAAAACAUCUUACGUGAACUAAGCAAGAAUGAUGCGUGGCAGAAGGUGGCUAAUAAAUUUAAGGACAAAGGUGAAAAUAUAAUGAGUGACAGAUAUAAGAUGAAUAACUCCUCCCCUGAAAGAGAACUCCUCAAUAAUCUCAUGAACAAAUAUCCUUUGAAGGUGAAAACCCUUCAGUUUAUCCUGGAACAAUGUCAGAUAUAUGAUGCUUUGAGAAUUAUAAAUACUAAUGAUCCAGCACAGAUCCUGGAACCUGUGAAAGAUACACUCUACCUUGUGCCAUUAGGUGGCAAUUUAACAUUGCAUGUGAAAGUAAAUGGGUCUCCCUUCCCUGAAAUUCAGUGGUACUUUAAAGGCAGCCCUUUGGUAGGAAAGACCUCCCCUGUACUGGUGCUGGAAAACAUCAGCAUCAGAGACAUAGGAGAGUACACCUGCAAGAUCAAACAGGGCCUCAGAUCAGAGCUGACUUCACCUAAGUGCAUUGUGAAUGUGAAGGGCACACCUCCCAGGAUUUCCACGGAACUCAGUGAUGUACAUAUAAAAGAAAAAGAAGAUUUGACUUUGUCCUUUGAGGCAAUUGGAUAUCCUGAACCCAAGUGCUUCAGAUGGUUUAAGAAUGGAAACAACAUUGUAGUAACUGAAAUUCCGCAACUAAGAAUACAAGGAGCAGAUGUCAAUAAUGCUGGUGAAUACUGCUGUGAAGCUUCCAACCCAUUUGGAAGCUGCACCACAAGGACAGCUGUUGUAAAGGUUCAAGAGGCCAUCAUGAUGUGUCCAGCAGAAAUUCAAAUAAUUGAACAGCCGACGGCAAAUAGGGUGUAUUAUGCAGAUGAUUGGAUGUACCUCACCUGUAAAGUUCGAUGUAGUAAAGAUGUGAAGUUUGUUUGUUUUCUUAAUAAUAAAGUGCUUACAGGUAAUGAUAAUGUUCUCACCACAUCAUCUUCAGUAAAUCAGCACUCUUGUUUACUAAUAUAUCGUCUGACUGAAGAACAGAUGGAGAAAGAAAACUUGAAACAGUUAUGUUUCAAAUUUGAAAUUGAUGGUCAAGUAAUGUCUGAUGAUGUUAGAGUGGAAGUGAAGACAAGAGCUAUAAAGAAACCUCUAACAGCAAGAAACAAAUGGGCAUUAUUGAUUGGAAAUUCUCACUAUCAAGAACUGGAUCCACUUCCUGGUUCAAGAAAGGAUAUCCAUAUUGUGAAAAAGAAUUUCAAGGAAUUAGGAUUUAGAGUGUGUAUGUUCAGUGACUUAAACAGGUCAGCAAUCCAGAAUGGUGUAAAGAAACUGGCAUCAUUCAUACAAGAAGGAGACUAUGUAACAUUCUUUUAUGCUGGACAUGGCAUUCAUAACAAUGGAAAAGAUUACAUUAUUCCUGUGGAUGCUAGAAUGAAGUAUGUAUCAAGACCACAGAAUGUCUGUCUUGAGGAGCAGUACAUAUCUUUUGAUGAGUGCAUAUCCCAUGUGUGGAUAACCAAUGUUCUACAGAAGCAUGAACCAGCCCUCAUAUUUUCAAUAUAUGAUAGCUGCCGUAAGAUGAAGCAGAAGUUUGAAAGAUACCAAUCAAAUUCAUCAGAAGAUAGUUUCCAGAUUGCAUCCAAAAAUUCCUUCACCUUAUUUGCCACAUCAGAGAAUUAUGAAGCCUUUGAACGUAAAUCUGUGGAUAUUUCAGUUCUAGUUGACACACUGCAAAACGUUAUGACUCACAAGAUAUCAGUUCAGAAUCUUUCAAGCAAAGUAUUGGAGAAAUUUGAUUCCCUGGGAGAAACAGAGGGUGAACAAGUGCCCAAAGUUUGUGGUGACUUGGCACUACCUCGGUCCCUAGCUGAUCCUUCUCACCCGCGAGGAAUUGAUGAAUCAGAAUGUGGUGUUCUUAAGAAGUGGGAGCAGUUUGCAAGUGGUAGAGGGAGAAUACAACACACUAUUUCACUGGGAGAUGUAAGAAUAGAGGAGAGUAUUUAUUGGAAUAUUGAGGCACCUAAAGAUGGAGUUACAUGGAUCAUCAGCAACUGUUUGCCCUUGACCAUAAAUUUAUCUCAGACUACCACCUCAAAAAUGCAGGGAAUGAAUGUCCUAGUAAAACUGCAAACUGGAAUAGAGUUAUUGCAGGUCUCUAAGAAGCUGAAUGGUAGUUUGUCUAUACAGUUCUUGGUUCAUCAUCUUCAAGAUUUGAAGGAUCACUUGCAUGUAGAGCUUUACUUCACCUAUGAAGGACAGCACUAUAAGCAAGAAAUGCUCGUUGAAACUCCAGCAAUCUCUCAACAGUUCUACAGAGGCAAUCAAAUAGACUAGAUUAUACAAGCAUAGUUACACUCAAAAUUCAAGAAGGGAGAGUGUAAGGAGUAUAUGAUGUAAGGUAGAACACUGACUACCAAGACAAAGGAAGGGACUGUAUGAUUGCAUAAUUGUGCCAACAUUGAUGAAUGCCAUUGAGAUAUAAAUAUGAAAUGAAAGUCAAAAGCUGUACAGAUUAAUUAUAUUAGGUGUUUGUGAUAUGAAUAGGAUAGAUAUUGAGAGUAAUGAAUGUAUAUAUAAAAGUUUUAUGUCUUAUAUUAAAGGCGAAUAAAUGGA
Scylla paramamosain (green mud crab) is the source of this 2669-nucleotide messenger RNA. Its product is annotated as mucosa-associated lymphoid tissue lymphoma translocation protein 1-like. The coding region runs from base 45 to 2390 and encodes 781 amino acids. The record is from RefSeq and is a predicted model, not a curated record. Gene Ontology annotation, biological process: proteolysis. Lineage: Eukaryota; Metazoa; Arthropoda; Malacostraca; Decapoda; Portunidae. The transcript has 17 exons. Gene Ontology annotation, molecular function: cysteine-type endopeptidase activity.